UCACCGACAGCCACGUACGCGGGCUUUUCCAUCAAACAUGUGGUUGACGUGACGACAACCGGUUUAUGUGAGACAGCACGCUGCGCCAUGUUUCCAUGAUGCCGUCUGAGCAGAAAUCCAUGGUCGGAAUUCAAACUGAGAAGCCUAAUCACUACACGUACUUGAAGGAAUUUCGAGUGCAGCAAUGCACUCUCUUCCUGCAGCAUAAGUGCACAAAUCACAGGCCUUUCACAUGUUUCAAAUGGCAUUUUAAUAAUCAACGCCGUCGACGGCCAGUGAAGAGGAGAGACGGUAACUUCAACUACAGCCCAGAUAAUUAUUGCACCAAGUACGAUGAAACCACGGGAAUUUGCCCAGAUGGAGACGAUUGUCCACUGCUGCAUAGAACUGCUGGAGACACUGAACGCCGUUACCACCUCAGAUAUUACAAGACCUGCAUGUGUGUUCACGACACAGACGCUCGAGGAUUUUGCGUGAAGAAUGGGCCCCAUUGUGCUUUUGCACAUGGCACCCAUGAUAUGCGGCCUCCUGUUUAUGAUUACAGGGAGUUAAUGUUGUUAGAGGCUGCCGCUGCUGAAGAGGCUGAUAGUUCAGGAAAAAUGUACCCCAACAUGCUAGACAAGGAAAAGAACCAAGUAAAUGAAGACCCCAAGUGGCAAGACACAAACUACGUGUUGGCUAAUUACAAAACUGAGCCAUGCAAGCGCCCGCCACGCCUAUGCCGGCAGGGCUAUGCUUGUCCCCAGUAUCAUAAUCUGCGUGACCGCCGCCGCAACCCUCAGCUGUACAAGUACCGCUCUACACCUUGUCCAAGUGUCAAGCAAGGCGAUGAUUGGGGCGACACGAGUUUGUGUGACGCUGGCGACGACUGCCACUACUGUCACGCCCGCACUGAGCAACAGUUCCAUCCGGAGAUAUACAAGUCGACCUUCUGCAAUGAUGUUCAGCAGAACAGUCACUGCCCUCGAAGCGCUUUUUGUGCUUUUGCUCACGGAGAUGGCGAGAUGGCCAAUGCGCGCAAUGUAAUCGACAUGCUGAACACCAAGCCAAAAUUGGCAGACAUCAUGUCCUCCGUGUUACCCAACAGCAACGGGUGCGAAGUUAGCGAGGAAGAAGGCAGUCUUUCUCCAGAAGAAGUGGCUUUGCAUAACUUUGAAAAACCGAGGCACAACAUCAAUGCAAUUGGAAAAGAGAAACACGCAUUAUUCACUCCUUUCAUAAGUUCCGGAAUGAACUUUGUGUCUGGAAGCUCCCUUGCUCCUGGCUUUGAAAAAUCUGAUCCUCUUUUAGGGCAUUUUGACAGUUUGUCUCUCAAGCCGUACAACAUGGGUAAAUCUAAUGACAGAGACUUGGACUCGCCUAACUCAAUAGCACAAGGCUUAACAUCAAAUUUGUUAGGAAGUUCUGCGCCAGUGAAUAUCCCGACAAGAUCAAGAAUGGAACUAGGUUCUCUAGCAUCGCCAUCUUCUCCAAAUGUACGUUUGCUCUCAGGAAUUGGACCAUUCCAUGAAUCUUUAGAAGAAAACUCUUUCUUUGGGGAUCCUAUGGGCAAGAGCAAAAUAGGUAGUUACCCAUCUGCAUCUGGUAACCUGUAUAGCUUUUCACCUCCAGCGAAUCCAGCAAUAACUCGGCCAACAUCCAUACCUCCAAACUCGAUGGGAUCCAUGCAUUCAAAAAUUUCAGAAACAAAUGAUAUGAAAAAGGUGCAAGAAAUGGCCAGUCCUAACCGUGCAGCAAUAGUAACCUGGGAAGAACGAAUUGCUCAAGCUAGAGUAGCGUGUGAGGCUUGGAAACAAGAGGCUGAAGAUAGCAAGAUCAAAGCGAAAAUGGCAAAUCAGCAGCGAGAUGACGCUUUGAUGCAAGUAGCGACGAUGAAUCAGGAGUUGGAAAAGAUGAAACAAGAUCCAUUCUUAGUUGCACUGAAUAGGCAGUCUGAUUUAAAGAACUUCCCUAUGCAUGUAUUACAAUCACUGCACGCAAGAUUGAAAAGAGAUUUGGAUGAAAUUAGCCGCGUCAUUGGAGAGAAAUGUAUGGAUAUCAAGACGUGAUGCAUCAUAGAAAUGGCAAUUUAUCACACCGAUGAGAUAAGCAUUCAAUAUCCUAUGAACUAACUAACCGAUAUAAAUUUAUACUUUUUAUCAAAAAAUAGAGGAAUUAUUUUUAAUUUGAUAUCAAAUUUUUAAAUUUAUUUUAAAUAUCCCGAUUUGUACUACGCGGACAUUAUAUCUCUUUGGAUGAUAGUCCCAAUAAAACUAAAUUUUCUCUCAGUA
This is a messenger RNA of Neocloeon triangulifer, 2270 nucleotides long. RefSeq names its product RING finger protein unkempt (gene unk). The transcript is spliced from 13 exons. The coding region runs from base 96 to 2048 and encodes 650 amino acids. Lineage: Eukaryota; Metazoa; Arthropoda; Insecta; Ephemeroptera; Baetidae. Gene Ontology annotation, molecular function: metal ion binding. The record is from RefSeq and is a predicted model, not a curated record.